AAUAUCGUAAAUUGAGUCUACACACACCCCUAGCACCCAUAGACAAGCUGUCAAAUUGGAAUGUCAGUACUGUCACUGUCAUCAAAUAUUCGUAUCGACGUGUGAUUUUCGUGCAAUGUUAUUGUACAUAUUAUAUUAAAAUUGAGCCUCAACAUGGAUAUUACUCCACUUUUCAAAGCUUGUAUAAAAACUUUAAAAGCUCGUAACAAAGCUUUCGGUAUCCAAAGCCCAGUGAGUGAAGAUAAACAGCGUAUACUGCGGCCUAAAUCUAAACAUGGUUUCAUGCACACUGCGAAAGAUAUUUGCUCACAAAUAACUAGAUUACGAGACUUUUUAUUUGAACACAGGGAGCGGUAUUUAAGUUUUUUCAAUAAUGUGACUGGGGAUGAGAUGACGGAGGCAGAGAGAGAUCAAAUAGACACGGGAGCUCAGAGAAUUAUAAACACCUGUUCUCAUUUGUUAAAAGAGUUUAGGAAUGACAAUAGGAAGUUAGCGGUGUCGGGACAGACGAGGGAGUACAUGGACGCGGUCAUCGACCUCAUAGAUUCCUACUUGAAGGCUGUAUGUAAGAUCCAUAGUGAGCUUAAAGCUCUGAGGGUGAAACGGGCAAUUGACAUAAGAAAGUUAUCCAGGCUAGAGCAGCCUCAAGUGAAGCCAAGUAAUCCUAACUUAUUUAAAACAGAAAAGCUCAUUAAAGAGGAUGCAGAGAUAGAGGCUGAAGAGACAGAUAAUUUGAAAAGGCCAGUGGAUUUGACAGACAAUGAGGUGGCCGUAAUGCAGGAUGAAGGGCAGCUGGACCCCGAAGAGCUGCAGCUGCUGGAAGAGGAGAACGUCCAGCUCCUCAACGAGCUAAACAGCAUGACGGAGGAAGUGCGGCAGAUCGAGAGCAAGGUGCUACACAUCGCCGAGCUGCAGGAAAUCUUCACCGAGAAGGUAUUACAACAAGAACAAGACAUAGACCGCAUCUCCAACACCGUGGUCGGAGCCACAGAGAACGUGAAAGACGCGAACGCGCAAAUAAGGGCCGCUAUUCAACGCAACGCGGGCCUGCGGGUGUACAUACUCUUCUUCUUGCUAGUGCUGUCCUUUACUCUGCUAUUUCUGGAUUGGUAUAAUGAGUAAAUAUGGUGUAGCUGUUUUUACUUCUGUGUUUUUAAUGAAAAUACCCUUAUACGAGUAUAUU
Leguminivora glycinivorella is the source of this 1183-nucleotide messenger RNA. RefSeq names its product syntaxin-18 (gene Syx18). NCBI's taxonomy places the organism in Eukaryota, Metazoa, Arthropoda, Insecta, Lepidoptera, Tortricidae. The record is from RefSeq and is a predicted model, not a curated record. The transcript is spliced from 3 exons. Bases 154 to 1122 code for a protein of 322 amino acids. Gene Ontology annotation, cellular component: SNARE complex; membrane; endoplasmic reticulum. Gene Ontology annotation, biological process: retrograde vesicle-mediated transport, Golgi to endoplasmic reticulum.